Myripristis murdjan (pinecone soldierfish) is the source of this 4427-nucleotide messenger RNA. RefSeq names its product glia maturation factor, beta (gene gmfb). The record is from RefSeq and is a predicted model, not a curated record. Gene Ontology annotation, cellular component: cortical actin cytoskeleton. NCBI's taxonomy places the organism in Eukaryota, Metazoa, Chordata, Actinopteri, Holocentriformes, Holocentridae. Gene Ontology annotation, molecular function: Arp2/3 complex binding; actin binding. Gene Ontology annotation, biological process: actin filament debranching; negative regulation of Arp2/3 complex-mediated actin nucleation. The transcript has 7 exons. Bases 90 to 518 code for a protein of 142 amino acids.
AAAAAAAAAAAAAAAAAAAAAAACAUUGAAAGCUUUCCUUCCAUCCAGAGCAGCAGCUGCAGGUCCGGGGGAACUCCUAACUCUACAACAUGAGCGAGUCACUGGUGGUGUGCGAUGUGGACGAGGAUCUGGUCACAAAGCUGAAGGAGUUCCGUUUCCGCAAGCAGACCAAUAAUGCGGCCAUCAUCAUGAAGAUUGAUAAAGACAAGCAGCUCGUCAUUCUUGAAGAAGAGCACGAGGAUAUUUCUCCUGAUGAUCUAAAGGACGAACUGCCUGAAAGACAACCAAGAUUUGUCGUCUAUAGUUACAAGUACCAACAUGACGACGGACGCAUCUCUUAUCCCCUCUGCUUCAUCUUCUCCAGCCCAGUAGGCUGCAAACCGGAGCAGCAGAUGAUGUACGCGGGAAGCAAAAACAAACUGGUGCAAACUGUCAACCUGACGAAGGUGUUUGAGAUCAGAAACACAGAGGACCUAACAGAGGAGUGGCUGAGAGAGAAACUCGGCUUCUUCCGCUAAAAAGGGGAGCAUCUUACCCAGCGGAUUGGGAUCAAGAUCGCACAACUUGUGUCGUCUCUUGGGGAGAGCACACCACAAUCCAUGUUCCCUUCCUAUUUGUGCCAGACCUGGGUCAAAUAGUGUCUGCAAAUACUUUUUUUUUUAUGGUCUGUUUAAGCCCACGUUGGCGGCGGGUCGGUGCAUUUUGCUGUGUUACUAUUCAAAGAGUGUCAGAAAGACAAGACAAUAACAGGAAUGUAUUGGCACCAUGGAAAUCACUCUGGUGAAGUCGAACCCGCCCAGCCGCUCCUCCAAAACGAGCUACGCCAACGUUAAAAAAACGAUUUGAACACACUAUUUGCAACAGGUCUGCUCUUACCUCCCAUACAAUCUCUCCAUGUGCCAGUUUUGUGUCUGUGUUGAAUUAACACUCCCAUAAGUGGACAGAAAAUUCUAGUACUUAUCCGCCCCGUAAAGCUUGAGCAUUCAGGAGAAACUCAAAGGCAUUGUAUAGACAGUUUUUCUUAAGAUAUCCUUAAUUAGUUUACACGUUUGCGACUGUAGACAUCCUCAGAUUUGUCACAGACUUUAAGUCACCUGGUUAUUUUUUUAUUUUUAUUUUUAUUUCUUUUUUGAGGGAGUCGUACUUUUAGGACUGUAGACGUCCUCAGUUUCAUUUUUUUUUUUUUUUUUAAUAUUUUGUCACAGACUCUUAAGUCAACUGGUUAUUUUUUUGGUGGAGUUGUACUUUUAGUAAUUUUAGUUUUUUUUAUCCAGCUAUCACUGGUAGUACCUAGGGUGAUGUAAAAAAUAUACUUUGUAGCAUUCAUUUCAUUUAGUCCUCAAUGAUAAUAAUAUUGAUGAUGAUGCACUUCCUGCCGGAAAACCUGAACAAUCAUAGCUACAAUUCAAAGAUCAACGUAGAGCUUUGUUUUAGUCACUUGCUCGAUCUGUAUAGGCGUAUAAUUUAUAAUUCAGGCCAGAAGAAUCGUAGUCACUCCUGUCUACAGAGGACAAAAACACUAAGACAGUUUGGCAGGUGGCGCUCCUCAGAAUAAUUUUUAAUGUGUUGAUAUCUCCUCUGCACAUGAACAAGCUGGCGUCAGCCCCGUGUUUUACUGACUAUUCAUGCGAGUCCCUCUACAAGCAAGUGGUGCUUUGUAAAGUAACAGCCUGCAGACAACGGCCGAGACGCUGAAUCACAUCUUUUCAUCUUUUGUUUGGAGGAGAAACUGUGUGAUUCACGCUGAAACGGCAGCAAGAUCAAGCUGCCCUCUACCUUUUGACCUGUUUUGGUUUGUUUUGUUUUUUUACAGUGACACACGUGUCUCCUGGAAACAGUAUUUCCACUGAAACAUUCCUGAAAGAGCUUCUGUUUUCCCGACAGAACAACUCACUUCUCACAAGACAGCUCUGUCUCGAAAACGCUGCACAGACACAGAGCGCCGUCGCCUGCCCUCCUUUUUAAUCUACUGGGCUCUGUCACAGAAGUGGGUUACUCUUAUCUUUUGGGAGAUUGUCAGCUAUUAUUGUGCAUUACAGCUCUUACUGUUAUUACUGUUUAUGAAUGUCGUGCUAAAUUCCGAUGUAAAGUCACCUGGCGUAGCCUUCAGGCGCUCGGUGUCGAGGACCACGGCCGUGACUUCUCCAAAUGCCAGCUGUGCUUAACAUUUAGACUUGGUAGGGAAAAAAAAAAAAGGACAACAUCUGGGUAACAUUCCACUUCACACAGAACAGGGCUCCUCACAUUAUCGGUUUUGGACGGCAGAUACUGAUGUUUUUGUACCAAAUCUGCCAGUAGCUGAUAUUUUGUACCAAUAUUUGCGAUCAGUAAAUCUAAAAAUCUUUAAAUCUCAAUUUUUAAUGCCAUAGAAAUAUUUAUAGAUGUAAAAUUUCCCCAGAAUUUUAUGCGUCACAGGGAGGAACAGCUUUGAAACCAGUGCUAACGAAUAAACCUGCACACCCUAAUCCUUCAGGCUUCAUAGCAUUAAUUAAAAAAAAAAAACAAUUGCAUGAAUAAAAAUACAUUUUGCAAAGAAAUUAAAAGUCACUUGCAGGUGAUACAGUCAGUGCAGUGACUGACAGAUGCCUGAUGUUGAAUAAAAGCCCAGUGUCGGUUCGAUAUAUCAGUAAACCGAUGCACCAGUGAGACCCAAACACACAAGAAUAUGCAACGAAUUCCCAGAUUUCCCCUGUGAGUGUCGUCCGAGACGCUCGGUUGGAAACAGACAUGCGAGGGCGGCGGCCGGCUUCAUGCCUGAGGGCAGGAAGUCGCCACGUGUUCAGUAUGAUGUCACUCUGCUAAGUCUACCUUACCAAUGCCUUGUCUUAAAUAUUUUUUUGUCAUAUUUAUGUCUGUUUUGGAAAAUCCACGAGGCCAAAAUGAAAAUGUGUAACAAAAAGAAUCUGUCAGAAACUGGCUGGUGAACAGGAGAAGACUGAAACCGCUUUAUUGAUUACUUUUUUUUUUUUUUAAGACACUCAUUUAAAAAAAAAAAAAAAAACUUUCUGAUCUGUUAUGUCCGAGAGAGUUUGUCUUUGUUUGUUGUGUCUAAAUCUGUAAGUGUAACUCUGGUUAUAAUGGAAGACGUAGAAAAAACACAGCUCGAACACACGUACGCACAACCCCGCCGCUUCAUGUGCAUCAUGCGUCGAUGUCAAAUUUGAUCGAUUUAGACAUUGGUUAUUGAUUGACAUGUGAGAGCAGGGUUCAGCUCAGUUAUGGGAUAAAACUGUAAUCGCUCGUUUUGAUGUCUACUGAUGGAACUGAUAUUAAUAACAGCUUGGUGUUGGUGCUGCUGCUGCAAAACAAACAAACAAAAAACCUUGUAACUCCAACUUGGGUGAUUUGUCAUGUUUGUGAUUUCCAUGUCCUUACUUGAACUGAAGGUGCACACUGUCCUUUAUAGGCAGAGCAGGUUUUAUGACCCUAGGGCCGGUGAAACCUUUUAAAAAAAAAACAUGGGAAAUUUCCAGACUCUAACAUCAGUCAGCUUUUUGAGGACUUUUUGAAGCUACAAGAUUUUACUCUGACAGAAGCGAUAUAGCCUAACUCUGAAACAGUCUUUGUAUCUCAUUUAAAAAAAAAAUAUGUGCAAUGUACUCGUUUCAAUGUGAAUACAACAAAAAGUAUAUAUGUAUAUUCCUCAGCUAUUCUCCUUUUUUUGAAAGGAAAAAACCUCCAAAAAAUGUGGCAAGCUACUGUAAAACAAAUGUGCGUCUGUGUGUGUGUGUGUGUGUGUGUGUGUGUGUGUGUGUGUGUCUGAACAGUUUGCAUAUGCCUGACAAAGACUCCCAACAAUAAUUGAAGAGCUUUGCCGUUCUGUUGCAUAUUCAUAACCAAAACUAUCCGGUUAAUUUGAUCUGAUACAGCUGAUCUGCAUGCCGGCUCCUCACACAGGGGCGUCAUUUGCAUCUCAAACAGAUCCUCUCCUUUUGAACUCUAAUCUCGCUCUUUUCGAAAGAUUUCCAGCGUUGUCUCACUCUACUAUUGCACUUAAUCCACGGAUGGUGAAAAAGAGGACUGUGAUAGACUUUAUGCUUCAGAUAUAUGCAUCAAAAAUAAAUUUAGUAUGAUAUUUUCCCCCGGUUUAUUCCAGUAGCGGUCCCACAUGUAGGUUUACGUCCUGUGGAUCUGAGCUCUCUCUCUCUCUCUCUCCUGCUGCUGUUUCUUUGGCCUCGCUGGUCUUUUUUUACUUUCUCCUGCACACGUGUUUCAUGGUUUGGCUGUUCUCUCUGAUCAAACGCCUAUUAUUAUUAUUCCCCUCCUCCUCCUCCUCCUCCUCCUCUUUCCUUUUUAAUAGCACCACACCUGAAACAUGUAACAUAACCAGCUGCCUCAUGGCAUCAGUGAAACUCGUGAAAUAUUUGUAUUUUUCCAUACUUUAUACAGUGUCUAAUAAUGUCCCAAUAAAACGACAGUGAUGUUUA